UUGUGGAACAGAUAACCAGAGGCGUGAUUCUGUAUAAAGGAGAAGCCAUUAACGAGAUUCAGACACAGACACAUCUCCCACUGACAGGAUGAAGAUACUUGUUGUUCUCAGUGUCCUGCUCACUGUCUCCAGCGCCAAAAUCCUUACACGAUGUGAAUUUGCUCGUAUUGUAAAGAAUUCCAUCCUGUCAAAUUUCACUUCCCAAAAUAUGAAUGACUGGAUGUGCUUGGCCUUCUAUGAGAGUCAAUAUGACACACUGGCACUUCGCUACAAUCAGCCAAGUGAUGGAAAAAUUGGUUCAGAAAAUUUUGGGAUCUUUCAGAUCAACAGCAGUUGGUGGUGUGAUAGCUGGAGGUUCGCAAAUAGUCCAAAUUAUUGUCACAUAAGCUGUAACGAGUUCCUGCAGGACAAUAAGAAUUUAGUAUCCAAUACUUUAUGUGCUGCAGUCAUUGUGAAUCGUCAAGGAAUGGAAGCCUGGAGCAGCUGGAUAAAGAAGUGCAAGGGGAAAUUCCUUGGACAUUUCACUGAAUCUUGCUUCUGA
Molecule: messenger RNA, 541 nt
Organism: Rhincodon typus (whale shark)
Lineage: Eukaryota; Metazoa; Chordata; Chondrichthyes; Orectolobiformes; Rhincodontidae
Product: lysozyme C-1/C-2-like
Exons: 4
Coding region: 89-541 (150 amino acids)
Biological process (GO): fusion of sperm to egg plasma membrane involved in single fertilization
Cellular component (GO): acrosomal vesicle; sperm flagellum
Molecular function (GO): lysozyme activity
Source: RefSeq, a predicted model, not a curated record